Molecule: messenger RNA, 1652 nt
Organism: Seminavis robusta
Lineage: Eukaryota; Bacillariophyta; Bacillariophyceae; Naviculales; Naviculaceae
Source: the annotation of a GenBank genome assembly
CUUCAUCGAACAAAUUUCGAUUGCAGCUUCGAAUAGAUCCAAAGAAACCAAAGCAAAAAGCAAAACGCAAACAGGCAGCACCAGAACAAGGAUAAGACAUGUUGUGCUUCAGCCAUGGCCGAUAACUCGACUGGCUCUGCCAACAGCACAUCAUCCUCUUCUUCUUCUACUACUAACACAAGUACUUGUGACUACUGGGUGGGAGUAACGAUUGGAGAAGGACGAUUUGGUCAUGUGGUCUAUGGCCAACACAAACAUUCUCAAAAGGAGGUGGCCAUCAAGGUCUAUGACAAGGCGUCCAUGCACAAGUAUCCCUUCUUGCCAAGGUCCAUUUGGACCGAACGACUAGUCUUGCAACAAGAAUUGGCGUCUGUGGAGAGUGUGGUGAACCUAUGGAGUGCCUUUCAUGACAGUCACUGCGUCUAUCUCAUCAUGGAAUGUAACAAGGGAGGCACUCUACAAGAAGUGUUGCCCCUUCUCAGCAAGAAUCGCCAAGGGUCAUCAACAUCCAUCGCACACUACGCGCUACAGCUCUGUCACUCCAUUCAAGCCCUUCAUGAUCGGUCCAUUAUUCACACGGAUCUCUCACCCCAAAAUAUUCUGCUCACGUCUCGAGGAAGAAUCCAAAUUGCGGAUUUUGGUGCUGCUGUCAGGCUAGGACAAGAUGAUCCUGCUACUACGAACCAGCAGAGUCCUGCAGUGCCACGAGGAACGGCAGAUUAUGCGUCUCCCGAAAUUAUUCGUGGGAUACCUGCCUCGCAGCUGACGCCAGCAGUGGAUCUGUGGUCUCUGGGGUGCAUCUUGUUUGCCAUACUGCAUGGUCAACCCCCGUUUCAUGCACCCAGUGACAGUCUAGCCAUUCAGUCCAUUAUGGACUAUGUCAACAAUAAACAGGGGUCAUCUCUACAAUCCUUUGCAAGUGACAAGUACAGUACAGCAUGGAAGCAACUCAUUUGGGACGUUUUGCUGCAACCAGAUCCUACCAAACGAAUGAUCCAGCCGCCUUCUUCUAUGGUUCAGCUCAUUCCUGGACAUGAUACUGUCGAUCUAGAGCAAGAUCCACCCAUUCGUCCAAACGAGCCACAAUGGGUACAAGAGCAGCAAGAAUCGAAGCAAAUGAAAGAUGGAUCCAGUGGAUGGACGGCCUUUUUGAUGUAGGUGCAGACUUACCGGUGUGGACGUUUGGAAGACAUGGACACCGCAAGUAUCCUUUUGUAGGGGAGAGGGGAGCUGGUCUAGUCAUUCAGCGAAUAUGACAAGCCGUGGCUUGGGAAACGCACAAGCGCUUACUGGGCUACGACGGAACCUACACUACAUACACGUAGUAUCGAGGAUACCGUUCGAUGCAUGUUCGUGGGGAUACGCUCUCCGAUCCAAACAACCACAAGUUGUAGCUUUUCUACAAGCAACACAAAACCCGAUGGCAUCUUAGGAAGCAGCCAAAAAGAAGAUUGAAGCAGCCUUGAAUCGUAGAUGUUGGUCGCAAAGGAACGGUAUCGAUACGUACAGUGGUGCGCCUGUGCCAGGUUUCCCCACAGCUUGCUGCUCACUCGGUUCCAAUCAAGGACGCAAAAGUUUAUCUCAGGAAACACUAAUCUCUAAUUAUGCUUCUAGCUAGCUAACUAAUAGAGUACCUGGCACAAAUCCAAUCA